This is a messenger RNA of Gloeophyllum trabeum ATCC 11539, 1050 nucleotides long. Its product is annotated as kinase-like protein. Gene Ontology annotation, cellular component: cytoplasm. Lineage: Eukaryota; Fungi; Basidiomycota; Agaricomycetes; Gloeophyllales; Gloeophyllaceae. Gene Ontology annotation, molecular function: protein serine/threonine kinase activity; protein tyrosine kinase activity; ATP binding. The transcript has 5 exons. The record is from RefSeq and is a predicted model, not a curated record. Gene Ontology annotation, biological process: regulation of MAPK cascade; intracellular signal transduction; protein phosphorylation. The coding region runs from base 1 to 1050 and encodes 349 amino acids.
AUGGGUCCUUCGGAAGGGGAUGCGGAUGAGGCGCUUAAUCCACCGUCAUCUGUAUCCUCGUCUUCCUCUUCAAGAUCGCCACUGACGCCGGCCCAGCGAUAUCCUGGGUGGCUAUACCAGGUCGUCCGACCGCUGGAGGAAUUCAUCGACGACGUGGAGCCGACGGAUCUCUACGAUGGUCUCCAGGAGAUCGCGGAGGGAGAGAGCGGCUCCGUUUUCUCCGCCCGAGUUAAGGCUUCGUCUCCGGACGUCUUUGUCGCCAUCAAGCAGAUCCCAAUCCUGCCAUCGGGUACACCGAAGUUAACUGACUUGCAGAGGGAGCUCACGCUGAUGAAGGGAGUCCGGCAUGAGAAUGUCUUGCCUUUCGAGCAUCUCUAUGUCGAUCUCCAGGAGGACUCGCUCUGGAUACGCAUGGAACUCAUGGACCGAAGCUUGGCCGAUGUCAUUGCCCUCAACGAGGACGGCAUAACCAUCACGGAGGAAGUUAUGGCCAGGUUUGCCAGUGAUGUUUUGUCGGGCUUGCAAUAUCUACAGAGUUUGCAUAUUGCCCACCGGGAUCUCAGGUCCGAUAAUAUGCUCCUGAACGCAGAGGGAGUUUUGAAGAUUGCGGACUUCUCGACCGCUGUGAAGGUAUCGCUGGAGGAACCCAUGUGCUGCGACGUGGUAGGUGUGGCUUACUGGCAGGCUCCAGAAGUUCGAAAGGGUUCAUACAAUGCGCUCAAUGUGGACGUAUGGUCCUUGGGUGCGACAGUGUGGGAAAUGGCAGAGGGAGAGCCACCAUUCUCAGACAUACAAAAUCCUCUCGAUUUUCCUGAGCAAUGGCCCAUGCUACGCCGGCCUGACGUGUAUUCGGAGUCUUUCCACGAUUUCCUUGAUUUAUGCUCCCGACCUAAUUCCAUUCGACCAACUGCCGAGGAACUCCUGCAAGAGCACUUCAUUCGCAGAGCGUGUCCGCGGUCGGUGGUUAUUCAGCUGCUGUCGGAUUGUCGAGACCUCGAAGAGAAGCUGCAACGGAGACAGAGUGUUGGAUCACAAGGGACUAUUUCAUGA